Hypanus sabinus (Atlantic stingray) is the source of this 2479-nucleotide messenger RNA. RefSeq names its product calcineurin subunit B type 1. The record is from RefSeq and is a predicted model, not a curated record. The transcript has 6 exons. Gene Ontology annotation, molecular function: calcium ion binding; calcium-dependent protein serine/threonine phosphatase regulator activity. NCBI's taxonomy places the organism in Eukaryota, Metazoa, Chordata, Chondrichthyes, Myliobatiformes, Dasyatidae. The coding region runs from base 314 to 826 and encodes 170 amino acids.
GGCGUCGUUGCCCGGAUGUGCGGCGGCUUUGCGCCCCUCUCUUCCCCUCCUCCGUUCUUGCGGAUUCACACGGCGGAAUUGGAGAAGGGCUGGCAGCAGAGGUAGUCGGACAGCGGGGCUCAUCGGCUGGGGCUUCCACCCAGAAACUGCGGGCUCGACUCUCUGGUUUUGGCAGGGGUGGGCGGGCAUCAUAAUCACAGGCAGCGCCGAGACAGAGAAGGAAGAAGAAGCGGACGGGGGAAAAUAUAAAAAAGAAGCGGCGCAAGACGGCUGUUGAUCGAAAUAUCUGGAAGAUUAACCUUCGUCAGCCAGGAUGGGAAAUGAAGCGAGCUAUCCCCUGGAAAUGUGCUCACACUUUGACGCUGACGAGAUUAAACGGCUAGGAAAGCGAUUUAAGAAACUGGAUUUGGACAAUUCUGGCUCACUAAGUGUUGAGGAAUUUAUGUCUCUGCCAGAGUUGCAACAGAAUCCACUAGUACAGCGAGUCAUAGAUAUAUUUGACACAGAUGGAAAUGGUGAAGUUGACUUUAAAGAAUUUAUUGAAGGGGUCUCCCAAUUUAGCGUUAAAGGUGACAAAGAACAGAAAUUGCGAUUUGCUUUCCGCAUCUAUGACAUGGAUAAGGAUGGCUACAUCUCUAAUGGAGAGCUUUUCCAGGUGCUGAAGAUGAUGGUUGGGAACAAUCUAAAGGACACUCAGCUACAGCAGAUUGUAGAUAAAACCAUAAUUAAUGCAGAUAAAGAUGGAGAUGGAAGAAUAUCCUUUGAAGAGUUUUGUGCAGUUGUAGGAGGCCUAGACAUCCACAAAAAGAUGGUGGUUGAUGUGUGACCUCUUCAAGACUCCACCCAACACUUCUGCUUUCUUCUCCAUUUCUGAAGAUCUGCCCAAAAUGUCCAGCAAUGCUUUGUGUAUUUAAUGGAAGUAUUUUCUCUGUGAAGCCACUUUUUCCAACAUGAGCCUCAUGAAGCCAACUAAGUGUUAUUGAACUGCAAUUCUCUCAAUAACCUAGUGUAGCACUUUAAAAUCUGAAGGACAGCUGAAAAGGAGCAUCUCAGUGUGGUGAAGGGGCAGGGGUUGGAUUUUUAUUUAUUUCAUUCUCAUCUUUUAUAAGGAAGUAUAUCUAGAGCUUUGUAAAUGUAUAAGUAGUAAGUUGGGCUUCAAUAAACGAUGCAGAGACUUGAUUUAAAAUAAAGUAGUCUACGAAGUGCCAAGCAUGGAUUACACAACCCAUUUUAAAAUCUUUAUCAUUGUUUUUAUUUGGCUCCCCAUAAUGUAUUUCAUUUCAUAAUAGAUUAUAAACUUGAAUAGUUAAUUCUUGUGAACAGAGUUUACUUUUGUUUUAGUAUAUUGACUAUUACUGUAAACAUCUUUUCUGAUCACAAUUUAUAUAUUAAUGUUCCAUAUUUUAAGUUCCUUUUUAGGGACUUGAAGCUAGUUCAUCUUUCAGUAAUUCCUCUAGCAUAAUGUAGAUGGCAGGAAUGAUUAAGUGGCAGAUCUUUAUAUUGAUAAGGUAAUUUGGUGAGGAUUAUCAAGUAGACAUUUAACCACAAGUUGGUAUUUUUGCUGUUAAAUUGAUUAAACAGUCCAGUUUGCAAGGAAACUUAAGAAAACAGCAUAACCUCCAACAUCUUUAUUAAUAAUGCAGUUCAUUGUACCAUGGAUUGAAAGUUGUCUUAAUCUUGCUUUUCAGAUGGAUGCCUUUUUCAGAUUGAAUUUCUGCUUAUUGUCGUCAUCCAUUUACAAUCUUGAGUUUUAGUAUGUUUGUGAGGAGUGAGCUGUUUCUACUUUUUUUUUGUAAAGUAAACAAAACUUGCAACAAUUAGCUACUUAACCUAGUCUGUUCAUUUACUAAGAUGUCUGUUGGGAUAAAGGGGGGACUAGUUUAUUUUCUUCGCAAAGAUUGUUCAAGCGCCUCUGUACUAUUGCUGUUCCUUCAGUUAAGUGCUGCACUCUGGUGGGCUCUAACUCAGUGUGAGAGAUCCAGGUGCUUGGUGUCCUUGCAUGAUAAACUUUUUGCAUGUAGAUUGACUGAAAUGUUCCUCUUGUUUACAUAAAUUACAAUGUUCAAAGAAGUUGCCAAAUGUUGGUAAAUGUUGAAAAAGAACUCCACUAACUUUCUUCCUCUGGAUAAGUACAUGGCUUGUAAUUACAGCCAGUUGUGUCUGCUCCAGUGUCAACUGCCAUGUGCUCUGUUUCAAGGGGAAUCUAGUCUUGUGAAUUUAUUUGUACAUAUUUGUUAGUCAUGUAGGGAAAAUAUUCCCUUUUGCUUGUGCAUAAUUUGACUGCAGUCUGAAAUCGUGUACAUCUUUUUCCUUAAUACAAGGGAAUGUUUUUAGUUUUAUGUGGGUGGGGGGUGGCAAGUGAAUGUUGAGUUUUCUUCUCUGCAUGUUGCAUCAUAUGCGGUGGGACUAUUGGAACCUUCAUACUGUACAAGUAAAUGGAAAAUAAAAUAUUUGAAACUGUUUUGCUUUUAGUCCCUAA